This is a messenger RNA of Anopheles funestus (African malaria mosquito), 933 nucleotides long. RefSeq lists its product as uncharacterized. The record is from RefSeq and is a predicted model, not a curated record. NCBI's taxonomy places the organism in Eukaryota, Metazoa, Arthropoda, Insecta, Diptera, Culicidae. The transcript has 3 exons. Bases 384 to 809 code for a protein of 141 amino acids.
AUGUAUGACAUGUGGAUGAAAGCCGAAUGCCCCGUAGGGUCUCUAAAUUACAUUCGCUCUGUUGAUCUGCAUUCAGUUGUAUUCAAUGCGGCAAAGAUUCCAUAAUGUUUGUUUCUUUUCUGUUCGCUUUUCCAAAUUUGAAACUUCCCCACUGAGUUUUUCGGAAAUUGUUAAUAAUCACAUAGCAAACUAAAUUAAAUAACUUCAGCAGGCUAUGAAAUACAAGUCAUUGAGAGCAUAGCUAGCAAUCACAGUGGCAUUGCAAAAUCUAAAACACAUUCAUUCGUCAAUUGGAAAUUUAGUCAAUUUAAACAAAAUAGGUAGGUAUCUGAAUAAAACUGAAAUAAAAGCAUCGUGUGGAUCAACAGUACCAGCAUACCAAGAUGUCCGAUAGACGCCAUGCAGUGUCCGACGUUCUAGACGAACUGUCCAAUGAAGAAAUUCGAAAACGCAUUCUUAUUUACGGUGGGCCAAAUCUUCCCGUAACGGAACAAACCCGUGGAAGGUUGCUGGAAGUGCUGCGGGAAUAUAUCGAGAAAUCGGAAAAGAACAGCCGUCCGAAAGAGAGCAAAAGUGUGGAAUCGAAUGCACCCAUAAGUGGAUCCCGAAGCAAUGACUUCAACUUAGAUAGAUCAGGCGCAUCUUCUAUGAUGGAUGACAUGCAGGAUGAAAUCUUCUAUGAUGAUGACAUUGAAGAAGAAAAUUUUCCACUUCAAGUUAUGUUAUUCAGUAUACUUACAUUCGCGUUCAGCCUCUUCGUGUAUAAAGUGGCCAACAAAUUGAUGUACGAUCAAUUAAAAUUCACAUAAUUUAUUCCGGAACUUUGAACAUCAAAACUACUCAUCAUUGAUCCAAAUAAGUUUGCAACUUUAUUAAAAUUUGUAAAGAUACUCUCAUGUUACAAAAAUAAAUAAAUAUAUUUUAAAAUUAAAA